UAGCAUCGUGGUCGUGCCUGCCCUUCACAUCCGUCCACAUCCCGCUCGGCUCGACUCCCAAGCGCAGCAGCAACGAUGGCCCUGCUCAAGUCCAACAAGGUGUUUCAAUGUCUGGGGAACAUCACUCCGUCCCUUGGAGCUCUGUCCACCCGGAACAGCUCAUGGUGGGGUGGAGUUCAGAUGGGUCCCCCCGAUCCCAUCCUGGGGGUGACUGAGGCCUUUAAGAGGGACACCAACCCCAAGAAGAUGAACCUGGGUGUGGGAGCCUACAGGGAUGACCAGGGCAAGCCCUACGUGCUCAGCUGUGUCCGCAAGGCGGAGGCUUUGAUUUCAGCAAAACAGCUGGAUAAGGAGUACCUUCCUAUCGGUGGUUUGGGGGAUUUUUCCAAGGCCUGCGCCCAGCUCGCACUUGGUGCUGAUAAUGAGGUCUUGAAGAGUGGCAGGAGCAUCACCGUCCAGACCAUCUCAGGAACUGGAUCUCUGCGCAUUGGAGCCAACUUUUUGGCUCGAUUCCACGGAGGUCCUCAUGACGUGUACCUGCCCAAGCCCUCCUGGGGAAACCACACACCCAUCUUCAGAGACGCUGGCAUGCAGCUCAAAGCAUACCGAUACUACGACCCCUCCACCUGUGGCUUUGACUUCAAAGGAGCUCUCGAGGACAUCUCUAAAAUCCCAGAGCAGAGUGUGAUCUUGUUGCAUGCUUGCGCCCACAACCCCACUGGUGUAGACCCCAAACCUGAGCAGUGGAAAGAGAUUGCUGCCAUCGCAAAGAAGAGGAACCUGCUCGUGUUCUUUGACAUGGCUUACCAGGGCUUCGCCAGCGGAGACAUCGAUCGUGAUGCCUGGGCUGUGCGCUACUUCAUCGAACAGGGCCACAACAUCGUGCUGUCCCAGUCCUUUGCAAAGAACAUGGGUCUCUAUGGUGAGCGUGUGGGAGGCUUCACUGUGGUGUGUAAGGAUGCAGAUGAGGCAAAGAGAGUGGAGUCUCAACUGAAGAUCCUCAUCAGACCCAUUUACUCCAACCCACCGAUGAAUGGCGCCAGAAUUGCUACUACUAUUCUCAACACACCAGAACUGCGCUCCAUGUGGCUGGAGGAGGUUCACGGUAUGGCCAACCGCAUCAUCAAGAUGAGAGAACAGCUGGUGGCCGGUCUGAAAAAGGAGGGCUCCAGCCACAACUGGCAGCAUGUCAUUGACCAGAUCGGGAUGUUCUGCUUCACAGGCCUCAAACCCGAACAGGUUGAACGCCUGACAAAGGAGUUUUCCGUGUACAUGACCAAGGAUGGCAGAAUUUCCAUGGCAGGCGUGUCCUCUGGGAACGUUGGAUAUCUGGCACACGGCAUCCACGCCGUCACCAAGUAGAGCGGAUUCUGCUGGGAGAGCUACAAAAUCAAAGCAGCAGUGUCUAAGAGGAGCUCUAUGCAUCACUUGGUCUCCGUCUGCUCCAUUCCACCUCUAGAAAAAAAGCUCGAUAUUUAGUUAGACAUGUUCUUGAUCGGAAAUCAUCAUGACUUUGUCCCAGUUGGAACGAUUGCUGCUGUUAAAAAAUGGUUUAGUUUCCUGUUAUCUUUUCAAAAACAUCUCACUGAACAGGCUCCCCUGCCAAAUUGUUAAAUGUUUUCUCCCUCUACUGACUGAGCUGAUGUCUCAUCUUUGCUUAUUUAUUAUGUGGAAAAAAAAACAAAAAAAACCGUCAGCUGCUCUUUAUCUGCUGUGGGCCGACUCACUAUAAAACAUACAGGAACCAACACCGGGCUAAUGUUAGACUGUGCAUUAGUUUUAAGUGCAAGUUGAGAUCUCUGUCGCUAUGUGAAAGCUUGUAGAAAAUGUGAGUUCUUCUUUUCUUCUUAAUUUAAUUGAUGGAGUUGUAGCACUUUAUAUGCAGCGAGGCACUGUUUUGAGUUUCAAGAUUAGGCUGGCACUUAUCAUUGGGCUUUACUAUAAUAAGAGGCAUUUGUCAGUCAGGUAAUCAAUUCAUCAGGCUUAUCUGUCGGUCAUCUGAACUAAUCAAUCAUUCAGUAAUUUCUCUGUAUUAUCUCUGUUAGGAAUUUCCUGUCAAUCUCUCUUGUGUUCAACAGUUUUUCAUGAGUUGUGACUCUUUUUUUUUUUUUUGCUUUCAAUCCUGUUGCUCGCAGAGCAGCAGUUUCUCAGUCAGUCCUUUUAACUCCUGACACAAACAACACAAUAAACUCAAUACAGAGAAGUGAUCAAUAUGUUGUAUGAAUUCCACCAUGGAGAAUUCUUUUCAUAUUCUACUGUAGGCCCAAAUCAAAUGUCCCAUUAUUUUAUUUUCGUAAUGGAGGCUUUGUAUUUGAUAUCAGUACCAAUGUCUCAGUGUGGGCUUAUUAAAGAUGAGUGGGGCACCUGAUUGGGGCGCACACUGGACGAUUCUUGAAAGCACACGCUGCUCGAGACGGGAACUCGGGCAUCAUGGUUCAAUGUAUGAGUCUGUUUAACAUUAAGACUGUGAGGCACUGAUGGCAUUUGGAAAUGUGCUCUGAUCAUAUUUCUGGAACUUCACCUCCAUGUUCUGCAUUCUGAAUAAAUAAUGGAUCAUUGGUCAUGUACGUAUUGAACAAACAAUAAAUCAUUAUAGAGUAA
Thunnus maccoyii (southern bluefin tuna) is the source of this 2601-nucleotide messenger RNA. It is a transcript of the gene got2b, whose product is annotated as glutamic-oxaloacetic transaminase 2b, mitochondrial. The record is from RefSeq and is a predicted model, not a curated record. NCBI's taxonomy places the organism in Eukaryota, Metazoa, Chordata, Actinopteri, Scombriformes, Scombridae. The transcript is spliced from 10 exons. The coding region runs from base 76 to 1362 and encodes 428 amino acids. Gene Ontology annotation, biological process: L-aspartate catabolic process; biosynthetic process. Gene Ontology annotation, cellular component: mitochondrion. Gene Ontology annotation, molecular function: L-aspartate:2-oxoglutarate transaminase activity; pyridoxal phosphate binding.